ACAAAGCACGUGAGGAACAGUAAAACGGAGUGGGGGAGGGGAAUGUGAUGUAACUCCAGAUCAGGCAAAGUCAGAGAGGGCCUUCAGCAAUGGUGGUGUUUGCAGCUCACAGUCACUGGUGGUGAACACCACACCCUGAAUCUUGUCAAGGAGCCAGAAUUCAGAGCAUCUGUGUGGGAACCCAGCGGAUGAGACACCUUCUUCAGGGAUCCGGGAUGGCUUCAACUUGGCAGAAAAUUCAAGAGUUCUACAACUGGGCCCUUGAAAAUGGAGACCCAAGGACAGACCCCUGGCUCCUGGUUUACUCUCCACUUCCAGUCACCCUGCUCUUCACUCUCUACCUCUUAUUUGUGGCACUGGGACCACACCUCAUGCAGAAGUGGGAGCCACUGAGGCUAAAAGGUCUGCUGACUGCCUAUAAUUUGACCCUGGUGGUUCUGUCAAUCUAUAUGUUCUAUGAGUUCCUGGUAACUUCAGUCUUGGCCAACUAUAGUUACCUGUGUCAGCCAGUGGAUUACACCAGAAGCAAGUUGGGAAUGAGGAUGGCGAGAGUGUGUUGGUGGUUCUUCUUCUCCAAAGUCUUCUUCAUUCUGCGCAAGAAGCCUGAGCAGGUGACUUUCCUGCAUGUGUAUCAUCAUGGCACCAUGCUUUUCAACUGGUGGGCUGGUGUCAAAUAUGUGCCUGGAGGACAGGCCUUCUUCAUUGGGAUGUUGAACUCCUUUGUGCACAUCUUCAUGUACCUGUAUUAUGGGCUGGCCAGCCUGGGACCACAAAUGCAGCGCUACCUGUGGUGGAAACGCUAUCUCACCAUCCUGCAGCUGUGCCAGUUUGUGGCCAUCGCUGUUCACUCCUCCUAUAACCUCUUCACAGAGUGCCCAUUCCCCGAUGGCUUCAACGUUGCAGUCUUCCUCUACAUCCUCAGCCUCAUUGUUCUCUUCCUAAACUUCUACUACUGGACCUACAUCAGGGGGAAGUGGGAGAAACUAAGAUGAAGGAGAGGGGCAUGGUCUGAGGACAUUGCUGGAAUUCACAUAUACUCCACUGCCUCUACCUCAAUUCCACGUAGAAGGUGCAUUUGGAGAGGUUGAGGGAGGAUCAUACAAGCAGAUUCUUGGUUGCCUUAGCAUUAUCAUUUGGGAAGCGAAAAGGAACUAGAGGGCUCAGAAGACGAGUAAUGGGGUACUGAGGUGUUUGCUUAUUGAACAUUGGUGCAAAUACAAGCCAAGCUGAUAGAUAAUGAUAGUCAUCAA
Messenger RNA from Chrysemys picta bellii (western painted turtle), 1250 nucleotides. NCBI's taxonomy places the organism in Eukaryota, Metazoa, Chordata, Testudines, Emydidae. The record is from RefSeq and is a predicted model, not a curated record.